AUGUUUUUAAAAAAUAUCUUUAUUACUCUUGCUAUUGCUUUAUUAGUUGAUGCUAUUCCAACAACUUCAAAAUCAAAAAAUUCUCCUGGAUUUGUUGCUUUAAAUUUUGAUGUUAUCAAGACUCAUAAAAAUGUAACUGGUCAACAAGGAAACGGUAAAGUCACCCACAAAGUUAAUGCUGCCAAUGUUAAAAGACAAACUGUUCCAGUUACUUUAUUGAAUGAACAAGUGAGUUAUGCUUCUGAUAUUACUGUUGGUUCAAAUAAUCAAAAAUUAACUGUUGUUAUUGAUACUGGAUCAUCUGAUUUAUGGGUUCCUGAUACUGAUGUUUCAUGUCAAACUUCAUAUGAAGGUCAAGAUCCAAAUUUUUGUAAAGAUUAUGGUACUUAUUCACCAAGUUCUUCAAGUAGUUCUCAAGAUUUAAAUAAUCCUUUUAGUAUUGAAUAUGGUGAUGGAACUACAUCUCAAGGUACUUGGUAUAAAGAUACCAUUGGAUUUGGUGGGAUUUCUAUUACUAAACAAGAAUUUGCUGAUGUCACUAGUACUUCAGUUGAUCAAGGAAUUUUAGGUAUUGGUUAUCAAUCUCAUGAAGCCGAAGGUUAUUAUGAUAAUGUUCCUGUUACUUUAAAAAAGCAAGGAAUUAUUGCUAAAAAUGCUUAUUCUCUUUAUCUUAAUUCAAGACAAUCAGCUAGUGGACAAAUUAUUUUUGGUGGAGUUGAUAAUGCUAAAUAUAGUGGUUCAUUAAUUACUUUACCAACUACUUCAAAUAGUGAAUUAAGAAUUCAUUUGAAUACUGUCACGGUUGCUGGACAAUCCAUUAAUGCUGAUGUUGUUGUUUUAUUGGAUUCAGGUACUACCAUUAGUUAUUUGCAACAAGGGGUUGCUGAUCAAGUGAUUAGUGCUUUUAAUGGUCAAGAAACUUAUGAUGCUAAUGGUAAUCUUUUCUAUCUUGUUGAUUGUAAUUUAUCAGGAUCAGUUGAGUUUGCUUUUGAUAAAAAUGCCAAAAUUUCUGUUCCAGCUUCUGAAUUUACUGCUCCAUUAUAUUCUUCUGAUGGUCAAGUUUAUGAUCAAUGUCAACUUCUUUUCGGUACCAGUGAUUACAACAUUCUUGGUGAUAAUUUUUUGAGAUCAGCUUAUAUUGUUUAUGAUUUGGAUGAUAAUGAAAUUUCCUUGGCCCAAGUUAAAUACACUACUGCUUCCAACAUUGCUGCUCUCACUUAG
Candida dubliniensis CD36 is the source of this 1221-nucleotide messenger RNA. RefSeq names its product aspartyl protease SAP3 (gene SAP3). The transcript has a single exon. Gene Ontology annotation, molecular function: aspartic-type endopeptidase activity. Lineage: Eukaryota; Fungi; Ascomycota; Pichiomycetes; Serinales; Debaryomycetaceae. Bases 1 to 1221 code for a protein of 406 amino acids. Gene Ontology annotation, biological process: proteolysis. The record is from RefSeq and is a predicted model, not a curated record.